Amphibalanus amphitrite is the source of this 3652-nucleotide messenger RNA. RefSeq names its product gamma-aminobutyric acid receptor subunit beta-like. Bases 377 to 1705 code for a protein of 442 amino acids. The record is from RefSeq and is a predicted model, not a curated record. Gene Ontology annotation, molecular function: extracellular ligand-gated monoatomic ion channel activity; GABA-A receptor activity; chloride channel activity. Lineage: Eukaryota; Metazoa; Arthropoda; Thecostraca; Balanomorpha; Balanidae. Gene Ontology annotation, biological process: chemical synaptic transmission; signal transduction; chloride transmembrane transport. Gene Ontology annotation, cellular component: membrane; neuron projection; synapse. The transcript has 13 exons.
AGAGUUUGCUCAGCGUCCCGCCAGACGGCACUGCCUUAUCAUUUCUCAUAUUCCCGCUUGCACGAAGAUCGUGCACGUGUCAACAUCAACAACGACCCCGGGAAAGGUGUUGGCGGGGACGGUGCGAUUGACGGUGUCGGUGACCCUCCAGUCCAUUCCAGUCUCAGCACUGGUGCUCGCUCAUCGCUGGUCCAUUCUCUCAGUGCUGAUCCACGCCCCAGCCCGACCAACCCUGACCGCUAGUUCGCCGUGGUCAGCUCGGAAGCCACAAAAGAGCGGCGGGAAUCUGUCAGCCAUCUUAGACCACCUUCAACGCGGAUACGACAAAAGACUGAGGCCCAACUAUGGAGGCGCCGCCGUCGAAGUGGGGAUCACCAUGCACCUUGUCAGUAUUUCAUCUCUGUCCGAAGUCCGAAUGGACUUCACAAGCGACUUCUUUUUCCGUCAAUUUUGGCAAGACCCGCGGCUGGCAUUCGAGGCGCAGGACGGCCUGGUCACGCUCAACAUUGGCUCCGAGUACCUGAAAAACCUGUGGGUGCCCGACACCUACUUCCCCAACGAGAAGACCAGCUACUAUCACCUGGCCACCACUUCCAACGAGUUCCUGCGCAUCAAACCGGCCGGAGAUAUCCUGCGCAGCAUACGGCUGACCAUCACGGCCUCGUGUCCGAUGAAUCUCAUGUUCUUCCCCAUGGAUCGACAGCUGUGCGAACUGCAAAUAGAGUCGUUCGGCUACACGACCACCGAGAUCGGCUAUAUCUGGAAGGACGGGGCACACUCGGUUAAAGUGGAGAGCGGCGUCUCGCUGGCUCAGUUCAAAAUAAUCGGUCACAGACAACGGACUAUUUUAUUUCAAACGUCAACAGGAAACUACUCCCGUCUGGCGUUGGAAAUCCAGUUUGAGCGCUCCAUGGGCUACUACCUGAUCCAGAUGUACGUGCCGUCAAGUCUCAUCGUCAUCAUAUCAUGGGUGAGCUUCUGGCUGAAUCGCAACGCCACGCCUGCCCGAGUGUCUUUGGGAGUAACAACCGUGCUCACCAUGACCACCCUCAUGUCAUCCACAAACGCAGCCCUGCCCAAGAUCUCCUACAUCAAGGCCAUUGACGUCUACAUGGGAACCUGUUUCGUCAUGGUGUUUGCAUCUCUCUUAGAGUACGCCUACGUGGGCUACAUUGCCAAGAGGAUCGGCAUGCGGCGCACGCGACUGAUGGCCAUCCAGAAAAUGGCCAUCGAGAAGAUGCAGCGGGACGUUCGUGACCACACAGCCAUGGUCAUGGCCGACGAGCACACGUCCAAAUCUGCUAUGAGUACACUGCGGCGGGGCCACUCGGGUCACGGCGCCCACCACGGCGGCCACGGCACCCACUCGUACCAGUGCGGCCCGCAGCCCUGCGCCGACCAUCGAGAGGCGCACACCUGCGAGGUGAGGUUCAAGGUGCACGAUCCGAAGGCCCACUCGAAGGGCUGCAUUCUGGAGAACACCAUAAACGGCGGGAGGCAUGACGAGGAGUCGGCCAACAUGGCGUCGCUGUUGAAGAGCAAGAAGGUCAACAAGCUGUUGGGCUGCAGUCCCUCGGAUGUGGACAAAUAUUCGAGGAUCGUGUUCCCCGUGACGUUCAUCUGCUUCAACCUCAUGUACUGGAUCAUCUACCUGCACGUCAGCGACAAGGUGGCUGAGGGCCUGGUGCCGUUUGUGAAGAAGUAGGCACACCGUAGCGUCGGUCCGCCGCCGCCGCCGCUCACCAUCCGCGGCCGGGCCGGCGUCGGCAGCGCGGCGUUUUUAUAAGUAUUUUUGUAUGGAGCCACUGUAUUCGGCGCGUGUUGAGUAUACAGAGGCGAUGGUGUGGCAGCAGCACCAUACCCCUGGGUGGAGCGGUGGCAGACAUUUCGGCACAGCCUCGGUUAGUGGGAUAGGCUGGAGGGGAUGUCUGAAAGGAUAGUGACCCUUUGAUGGGGUAUCUGGGGGCCUAACGGGGUAGUGAUACUGGGGUCCCGUUUUACCGGUAUGGUGGGGGGGGGGGACGGGUCGUGAUAUGAACUUUCCCCGCUGGAAUAGGACAAAUGGGACAUGGAGCACCGUGUAAUUAUACGUUAGCAGUGUUUGAUAAAUGUCAUGGCUCGGGGAACGGCGCUGACAGGCGAUAUUUCACUGCAACCGGGGCAUAGCAAGGCACAUGGUUCACAACAUGCAACCUGUUCAUUAAUUGUUCAACGUUCAUGCAUUCAAAUUUUCGCUUUAUUCGUUCUGUUCUUGGCGGCGGUGUUCUAUAGAACAACUAACUGUUCUUUUGAGGCCAGUUUAACUUAGGAAAUAUCGCCAGCUGUGUUUUUUUCAGGCUAAUGAAACAAUACACUUUCAUACACUUUCUAACAGGCAUAACAACGCAGUUAAGGUUCCCUUUGGGAUGGGAAGCAUCAUCAUCCCACUCACUCGCUCAUUCCAAAGGGCUUGCAGUGAACGUGGGAGCACUGCUACAUAAAAUGGAACAAGCAAUCGAGGAUACGGGAGUGGGGAGGGUAUGCACCUGUGGGGGAGGGGACACAAUAUGUGAGGGGAGCACCUGAGGGGGUGGGUGGUCUGCAUCAGACAGGCGAGCGUACACAAUCGUCUCGCCAGAGGACUGAUGAAAUCACGAUGGACUGGAGUGGUGACUGGAGUCUCACCGCGGCGUCGAACUGUAGAGCGCUGUGUGCACCAUCGCUGCUAUUACUGCAUCCAAUGUCGUGCCGCCUUGCGACUGCUCCUCGGGUUCCAGCGCCGAACUCUGCUCAACCGAGCCGGACAAUCCUAGUGGCGCGGCGCUCACCUGCGCGCGUGGGCGGCCCGCGCGGCGGCCGCCCGGACUAGCCCGGCGUCACGCCACCCUUCUUUUCUAACAUACCUACUUACCUACGUGCGAACUCGGCCCGCGAGCUGUGUAUAUUGUGAGAUCACCGGUGUACGCUCUGCAUUGGCGUGACCCUCGGCACCAGCGCUGCGACCAUGUCACUGUCAGGCCCACUCCCCGAAAUGGAUGAGUCCAUUCACGAAUUUGCUCAAAGAAAGGUGGUGUGGGGUCUGAGAUGCGAGAGCCGUUUAGCGGUUGGAGUGCUCGCUUCAUAGGCGACGGUUUGUGCCAGCAAUAAGAUGGCCCCUUACCCUAUUCUCACUCACCUCGUUCUCAGUUUGUGUUGGGUGCCGUUUCGCUGUCGGGCAAUGCUGAGCUGCUAAGCGUGCUGAGAGUGAUAUAUCUGUUUUUCAUACUGCAGCUGUCUCGGAUCUGUAGGCAGACGCUGGUGGCACAGCACAGCUUAUAAGGCCGCUGACUGGCUGCCGGAGGUGUAUUGUGUGAACGGGUCUGGCUGGGGCGUGCGAGAGAAUCACUGACUUUGGUACGAGCUUGGCGCUAGAUACAGUUAGAACUGCCUGCUUAGCGUGCACCAAAGGAGUGGAACAGUUGCAGAGCAUGCACUAUAUGCAAAUGGCUUCAACAUGCUGCAUUUGCUGCUAUCGAGGCGUUGAAUAAAUUAGAGAUAAGACAUAUGGGAAACUGUGUUUUAUUUCUAGUUUGUCUGGUUUUUAUUUGAAUGUGUAUUUGGACAAGUUGGAGAUAAGUAUGAACAAAUGGCCCGGUCGAUCAGUUUCUCGCAAUACACUAAUACCCACCAACAA